Mixia osmundae IAM 14324 is the source of this 1066-nucleotide messenger RNA. RefSeq lists its product as uncharacterized. Gene Ontology annotation, biological process: ceramide catabolic process; ceramide biosynthetic process. Gene Ontology annotation, cellular component: endoplasmic reticulum membrane. The record is from RefSeq and is a predicted model, not a curated record. Bases 96 to 974 code for a protein of 292 amino acids. Lineage: Eukaryota; Fungi; Basidiomycota; Mixiomycetes; Mixiales; Mixiaceae. The transcript has 6 exons.
CCCUGGUCGACGUUCCACUAGCGACGCCAGCCGUUUCGAUUGGCGAAGCGCUGCACUUCGCGGCUCAUUCUGCUCCCCGGCAGCUGGUCUCAGCGAUGCAUCAGACCGUCUGGUACUCCCGACAAGGCCCUACAGAUGGCUUCUGGGGCCCUGUCACUGCAAGCAUAGACUGGUGCGAAGAGAAUUACGUCGUGUCGCAUUACAUUGCAGAAUUCAGCAACACUCUGUCCAAUCUAUUCUUUGUCGGUCUGGCAGCCUUCUCCGUCAUCAUGGGCAUGCGCGAGAAGCUCCCCUUGCGGUAUUUGCUUUCCGCUGCUGGUAUAGCGCUCGUCGGCUUCGGCUCAUUCGCCUUCCACGGAACGCUUAAAUAUCAGACUCAGCUAGCCGACGAAAUCCCGAUGCUUUUCGCGAGCUCGCUUAUGACAUACGUCGUCUUUGAGGAUAGCAUAGAAGGUUCGAAGCCAAAGCUCGGCGUGUGGCUACCGAUCCUCUGCUUCAGCUAUCCGACGCUCAUCACUAUCGCAUACUUGAUCUAUCCCAAUCCAGUCCUGCAUCAGAUUGGCUAUGCCUGCAUACAGCUAAACACGACCGUCAGAGUGACGCAGAUCCUGCUGACGAAGCUCAAAGCUAAUCAAAGACAAUUGAGUCUCAAUCAUGCCAUCAGGCGAAUGGAGCUCCUCGGCUCGGCGUCCUUUGUCGCCGGCUUUGUCAUCUGGAAUAUGGACAACUUGCUCUGCGACUCUCUAACGGAUGUCAAGCACGCCGUCGGCCAGCCCGUCUCAGGCAUCCUGCUUGAGGGACACGCGUGGUGGCAUAUAGGCACCGGCCUCGGCGUCUUUCUCAUCAACGUAUCGACUUCUUUGAUGAUGCUCCUGCUCAAAGAUCCCAACAAUGCGGGCUACCAGCUUGAAUAUAAGCUCUUUGGCCUAUUGCCCUACGUGGCACGUACGCAAGAACUCAAAAAGAGCCGAUAGAUGGGUGGCAUUUGCCUCAGCGCAAUGCAAAUUGUUAUCGCCGGAGUGCAGAUUGACAUCAGUCGGUUUUAGAGUCUCCGAUUGAUCACCUG